AUGUCGACCUUUGACGGGAUCGUCCAUGCGGAAUCUUGGUGGGUAAACAGCCUUAUCCGGCAUCCAGUUCUCAUUCCAUACACUCUGAGUGGUAAGCGAUUGGAUAAAAUCUAUCUCGACAGUACGUUUGCUCGCCACUCGUCCAUAUACCGUACAUUCCCAUCCAAGGCAAAAGGAUUGGCGGAGCUUCUGCAGAAAGUGGCAUCAUACCCAGAGGACACUACAUUUUACUUCCGAGCAUGGACUUUCGGAUACGAGGAAGUCUGGAUGGCACUUUCUGCUGCUCUCAACUCAAAGGUCCAUGUGGAUCGGUACCAAAUGGGUCUGUAUAGAUCACUCGUUUCCGCUCAGAAGGGGACCAGCGAAGCAUCUGCUCUUUGUGGCUUUGAGCUCGGCAAUAGAUUUGUUCCUGGCUGUCUAAGCGAAGACGAAGAAUGCCGCAUCCACAGCUGUGAGCCAGGCGUACAAUGUUCGGUGAUUUCUUCAAAGAAACCGGUUUAUAUAAUCCCGAUAGUUAGUCGAACGAAUGACGGUUCGGAAAUACCCGAAAUUGGAGCUGGAGGCGGAGGUGGCGACCUGUAUCAGAUUCAUGAGCUCGAGAUCCCGAACGAGUUGGCAUUAGAGCAGCUAGAGAAACUUUGUCUCGAAAGGAUCCAUGAUUCUCAAACACUCUUGGAGACCCGAGAGGCGAUUAUCGAGGCCUUCAGGUCCAAAAGCAAAGCACUCCAGCUUGAUAGUUAUGAGAUGAAAGAUGAUCAUGACAUACCCCUGGAAAACCUAGUGAACAUCCUCAGUCGACGCCGUUUCCAUGGCAAAAACUGGUCCAAUAACAACCAAGGAUCAACAUGCCGACAUGAUACAUUAGGAAAUUCACCUCCAACAGUUAUUCACUUUCCAUAUUCGCGCCACUCAUCCUACGCAGAAUUAUGCGAGCUGGUCUCCGCAUUCAAGCCAAAAGACAUAUACCCCUGUACAGUGGAUCCUCUAACGUGGGACGAGGACGUCUCCAUUCAAAGUCUCUUCGGCCAUCUGUGCUCAGGAACAGAAUUCACCCACGACCAUCAUAUGCGAGACAUGCUGGAGAACGACGAAGACCUCUGCUCAAGGAAACGAGCUCGCUACGAAGAGCCCACAUCACAAUCGAGCCAGCUAUCCAGUAAACUCGACAGCAUGGCCAGAACCCCAGUGGAUGUUUCUACCAGCAACCCCGGCGACGAUACAAGCUUAGAUAGAGGAGCCCCAAAUCGCACCAAUUCCCAACCAGACACAACAAGCUCACAAGUGGAAACACAGCCGCAACCAAGACCCUACAAAACCCACACUACAAAACCAAACAUACUCUCAUCCUCAUAUUCAUCCUCAGACUGCAUCCCCAUACCAUCAUCCCUAGAGGCCAUCCAAGACAACAACCAAGCACCACGCCCCACCCCAGAAUCAACCCGAGCAACAGAAAAAGCCAGACGAAGCGAGAUCCGCCAAGCAUGGCACUUCCUAAACAACGUUCGCUCGGACCAAACACCAUUCCACCUUGGGUCUCUCCCCUCUUCAUGGUCCACCGAAGAAGACAAGGAACCCGACUAUCAGGGGAAGACGACUGCAAUUGGAGAGACAUCACAUCACGUCGAUGAACAAUCUGACAGUGACCUCGACACAGAAAUCGACGUUGGUAUCACGGACAACGAUAUUAGAGAACAAGAACCAGAGCCAGAAAGCCAAUUCAGCUCUUCACUCUCCAUCUCCUCUUCUGCCUUUGCAUCCCAAGAACAGCCCUUGGAGCCAGCCAGUGAGAUGGGUUUUGAUGGUGCAGUUGAUGAGCAUAUCGAAACUCGAGAACAACUAUUGGUUCAGACUACGGCGUCUUUAUCAGCAGAUGCCCAGACGGCCAAUGCCCUAAAGAGAAGCAACAGCUCGUCCCGGAUACGGAGAGCCGCGUAUCUAGCUGCUAAAGCGGAUAGUUACGAGGCCUGGGCGUCGAUGGGGCUUGUCUCGGUGGGGGACAAUCACACCAAAGAGGAGAUCGAGCUGUGAUUGCGACCCCAUGGACUAAACAAAAGUCCCGGGGGGGGUUAUUACCCUAUAUACUGAAAUACACAUAUUUAUAAGAGGAAACACGGAGUAAUUAAUUAUUAAAAAGAAAGAUGGAUAUCAAUCAUUACACACAUUCAUAACACAUGCUCAUAUGCACACAUCUGCCGAGAUGCAAAAGAAACCAACCUAUACCCU
Aspergillus pseudonomiae is the source of this 2223-nucleotide messenger RNA. RefSeq names its product putative DNA repair protein. The transcript is spliced from 4 exons. The record is from RefSeq and is a predicted model, not a curated record. Gene Ontology annotation, molecular function: 5'-3' DNA exonuclease activity; damaged DNA binding. Bases 1 to 2028 code for a protein of 675 amino acids. Gene Ontology annotation, biological process: double-strand break repair via nonhomologous end joining; protection from non-homologous end joining at telomere; interstrand cross-link repair. Lineage: Eukaryota; Fungi; Ascomycota; Eurotiomycetes; Eurotiales; Aspergillaceae.